Molecule: messenger RNA, 441 nt
Organism: Colletotrichum paranaense
Lineage: Eukaryota; Fungi; Ascomycota; Sordariomycetes; Glomerellales; Glomerellaceae
Product: L-amino-acid oxidase
Exons: 1
Coding region: 1-441 (146 amino acids)
Source: RefSeq, a predicted model, not a curated record
AUGGUUUCUGUCCGGCUUAAAAGCUAUCUUUUGUUAACUCUCGGUCAUCACGUCUCGAGCCGAGCCGCACCUCAGCACCAAUUGCUAAGAAGAGCAUCUACGGAUCAGCACCUGUUUCAUCAAUCCGACUCAAAUGGCGCCUGGUUUGGUCAAGUCGCAGCUCUUGACGGAAGCUUCGAAUCAUCCAAGAACACCAAUAUCUCCAUUGCCAUCGUUGGAGCCGGUGUUUCUGGUCUGGCUAUAGGCCUAAUGCUGGAUAGUGUUGGCGUUCACAACUGGGAGCUCAUCAAGGCUAGCGACUGCGUCGGAGGAAGAUUCCGAACUAUCUUCGUUGGCGAUAUAUCCCGGCAUACCAUCGAACGGAACACAACACCAUCUUUAUUGGUGAACACACAGCUCCGACUCAUGCUUGGAUCAGCUCGUCUCUGCACUCCUCUAUAA